GUAGUUGUGUUGUUGUGGGGUUCAGUAGUUGUAGUUUUGGUCAGUAGUUGUUAGUAGUUUUGGUAAGUAGUUAUUAUCAGUAGUUGUAUGAUUGUGGCCUGUAGUUGUGGUCAGUUGUUUUGUUGUUGUGGUCAGUGGGUGUAGUCGGUAGUAGUGAUCAGUAGUUGUGUGGUUAAGUGCUUGUAGGUAAGAAUUUCACGGUAAGGUCUACGGCGGUUGUAUUUGGCGUAUGUCACUACGUUAUAUCAGCAUCGAACAUGUCACCCUCCCUAGGAGAGGGGGUGACCUCGAUAAUGUAUUGUUAAAACGAGAGACUGCCUGGAUCUUUAAUUUAAAGACCCGUGCUCCUCUCGGUUUCAACGUAGACUUUGAUCUGAAGACAUUCUUGUGAUUUUGCUAUUGUAAAUGUUUUGUAGGCCUAGGUAGGUAAAUUGUAUCUAUAAUGGAAUGCUAUCCAUUCAUGUUUUUGGUAUGUUAUUUUUAUAUAUGAGAAUUAACCAAUGAUAUCAGGCCAUACCCGGCCAUGAUUACAGACACCUGUGUGUGUCCUUUGACACUAUAUAAACUAGUCACCCCACAGUGUUUGUGAUUAUACCCUGAUGAAGACAGUUUGUCUGUCAAAACGUUGAAUAUUAGGUUAUUAAAUUAUUGCAUCUGAGCUCCUAGAGUAUGCAGCUCAAAUGACAUUUUUUAAGUAUUUGCCGCAUGUGACAAAUAACAUAUUAUUUGACCAUUGGUCCCCUAAAACGGGGGGACCAUGAAUAGAAAGUGCUGUAAUUUCUCAACGGUUCACCCAAUAUGAAUGAAAAUACCCUCAAAUAUAAUACCCUCAUAUCAAACUUUUGGAGUGUAAAGCCAAAAGAAGAAGAAAUGUUUCACUUUCCCAAUAAUUACAGAGGGCACUGUAUAUGUAUGUACAGUAUGCAUUUAAGGUGACAGUCCGUGUUAACAGGAGAAGCUGUCUUUACUGUGGUUUGUAAUAUAACACUUUAGAGAGAAGGAUGAGUGGUGGCGGAUGUGGUUGUAUGUACAAAAUGUACACACACUAUUUCUGGGGUCAACUAAUACAGGACUAGUGGUAUUACGUAUAGUGAGGUCAUCUCACAGCAGCCUGGCUGUGUCACUCGUCUGUGUGUCUGCUGAGCGACAACAGCUUCAGUUUAACAAUAGAUAUUUCAGUAAUUAAAUGUUGCCACUGUCUCUGGUUUAACUAUGUGACGGUGACGAGACAGGCCUAUUCCCUAAAUAAUGUAUGAAUACAGACAUAUUUGUAGAUACUUUCUAGCUAUCUUCCAGUUUCUCGAUUAGAAGCCAUUAUAAAAGCCACGAAUCGUGCUGAUUAACAAGUAUAUGACUUAGUUCAAAUCCCUUACUGACAGUAAAGAAAGUUUACACUGUAAUAGGCCGAUAUCCUGAGCAGCAGAACAGAGCUUGAUCAGUUCCGGGUUGUCAGCCAAUAGGAAUGAGCCACAACAGAGGAAUUCACCAACCGGCUCCAUCAUUCCGCAACACGAUUGUGGCUAAAUUCACUAACUUGUGGUACCGUCCCACGACCUGGUUAGCUAGCUACAUAUGUUAGCAAUCAAGACAACUACAACAUUAGCUGUUGGCUAGUUAGCUAGGAUCCAGGAUCAGGGCAGGCAGGGGACCUGGACGUGCAGCCAAGCCCACCAAGGAUGCACUGAGCUGGGGAACAUCUGUUGAGGCCUCCCCCUAGCACUGCCAUGGCAGCUGACCCUUCACCUCCAAACACCGCCCCUCUGGGCUCCCAGGUACACGCAGCCGCCGUCAACGGAGACCGGAGUGUACUCCUCAGACUCAUCACAGUGGAUCCCUCCCUGCGUGACCGUGAGGACCAGUUUGGGCGUACCCCACUGAUGUACUGUGUCCUGGCUGACCGUCUGGACUGUGCUGAGACACUGCUGAAGGCGGGAGCCUCUGUUAACAAGACUGACCAUAGCCAACGUACUGCCCUGCACCUGGCAGCACAGAAGGGGAACGUGCGGUUUCUGAAGCUGCUCCUGUCGCGUCGUGCUGAUUGGCUGCAGAAGGAUCUAGAGGAGGUAACACCCCUCCACCUGGCGACCCGUCACCCCUCCCCCAAACCCCUGGCCUUGCUGCUCAAACACAUAGGACCUGGAGAGGUGGAUACACAGGACAAGAACAAGCAGACUGCGCUCCACUGGUCAGCGUUCUAUAACAGGCCAGAGCACGUCAGACUGCUCAUCAAACACGACUCCAACAUCGGCAUCCCAGACAGUGAGGGCAAGAUCCCCCUACACUGGGCUGCACACAGCCAGGAGCACACCGCUAUACACACCGUCCGCUGCAUACUGGAGGCGGCUCCUACCGAGUCUCUGUUGAACUGGCAGGACUAUGAGGGGCGCACGCCUUUGCACUUUGCGGUUGCCGACGGCAACGAGGCAGUGGUGGAGGUGCUGACAUCGUAUGAAGGCUGCAGCGUCACGGCGUACGACAACCUGUUCAGAACCCCGCUGCACUGGGCUGCACUGCUGGGACAUGCCAAGAUAGUGCACUUGUUGUUGGAGAGGAACACGUCAGGCACCAUCCCCUCAGACAGCCAUGGGGCCACACCUCUACACUAUGGAGCUCAGAGCAACUACGCUGAGACGGUGGGUGUGUUUCUGUCCCACCCCUCUGUGAAAGACGAGCCAGAUCUGGAGGGCCGCACAGCGUUCAUGUGGGCUGCUGGCAAAGGAAGCGAUGAUGUCAUACGCACCAUGCUGACACUCACGCCUGACAUUGACAUCAACAUGGCCGACAAGUACGGAGGCACUGCGCUGCACGCGGCCUCUCUGUCAGGUCAUGUGAGUACAGUGAGGUUGCUGUUGGAGAGAGGAGCCAUAGUGGACAGUCUAGACGUGAUGAAACACACGCCUCUGUUCAGAGCCUGUGAGAUGGGACACUGCCACAUCAUCCUCACACUUAUCAAAGGCUCUGCUGGUGUCCACCUGGUGGAUCUAGAUGGACACACUGCUCUGCACUGGGUGGCUCUGGGGGGUAACUCUGAAGUCUGCCAGUUGCUGAUGGAGAAUGGGAUCAGUCCUAACGUCCAGGACCAGGCAGGCAGGACUCCUCUCCAGUGUGCUGCUUAUGGAGGGUACAUCACCUGUAUGGCUGUACUACUCAUGGAGAACAACGCCGACCCUAAUAUACAGGACAAAGAGGGCAGGACAGCUCUCCACUGGUCCUGUAACAAUGGGUAUCUGGAUGCUGUGAAGCUGCUGCUGAACUCUAAUGCCUUCCCCAACCACAUGGAACACAACGAGGAGAGGUACACCCCCCUGGACUACACCCUCCUAGGGGAACACAGUGAGGUGACUCAGUACAUGUUGGAGCAUGGAGCUCUGUCUAUAGCGGCCAUCCAGGACAUCGCUGCCGCUUCCAUCCAGGCCCUGUAUAAAGGAUACACCGUUCGCAAGGCCUUCACCGAGAGGAAACAACUACUGAUGAGACACGAACAGCUACGCAAGGACGCAGCCAAGAAACGCGAUGAGGAGCAGCGGAGGCGGGAGGCGGAGCAGCAAAUCUCAUUGGCCAGAACAGAGAAACAGAGGAUGUUAUUGGCCCGCGCUGAGCAGGAGCAGCUGUCAUUGGCUGAGACUAUGAAGGAACUGUCAGUGUAUGAGAGAGAGGCAGGGGGCGGGGCUAAUACAGCCUCCAAAGCAGAACAGACCAAUAGCAAAGAGGAGACAUGGAAACAUAGAGCACAUAGAAGCAGACCCUCCAGGAGAGGGAAGGAGGCACAGCCAGCCAAAGGCCCUGACCCCGUGGUGACCCCUCACCCCUCAGUGACCUCUGACCCCAUGCCCCCUGCCCAAGGGUCUAGGGUCAGGGAGCGUCUCUCUCCUGCAGGCUGCAGCCAACCCCCCAGCCCAAAACACAGACCCCCCACCACACCCAGGACCAAGAGACUAACCUCUGCAAACACACACACUCCUUCCAACAUACACUCUCCCUCCAACACACACACUCCUUCUAAAACACACACUACCUCCAACACACACACACUCCUUCCAACACACACUCCCUCUAACACACAUACUCCUUCCAAAACACACACUACCUCCAACACACACACACUCCUUCCAACACACACACUCCUUCCCACACACACACUCCAUCCAACACAGACACGUCUACUCGUCCCACCAUGGAUCAAGAAGCCCCCAGCACCAGGGAACACACCACUAGAAGCAAGAGAGACACACACACCAACACACACAACCCCAGACACAGAACACGCCCUGUCACAGACCAUACCACCUACUCCAGCAAGAACCACGCUAAAGCCUCCACACAGUCGCACCGUCCCAGCAGCAAGCCCAGGGAGGGGGACAGACCAGGCUGCCUGCACUAUCCAACGAGCCUGGAAGAGGUUCCAUGUGCGAGGCAGAUUGAGGGAGGCUUUUGGUGCUGGGAAAAGAGUGGAGCCACCUGAGGUCGCCUCCCUCCUGAUCCAGCUGCUCUGGGAUAGGCCGGCUUUCCCUGGUCACACCCCUAUUAGGACCAAGCCCGAGGCCACAGUUCCACCCACCAAGACAGCAGCCAAGAGCUCAGUGCUGCAAAGCAUCUAUGGAGGUUCUGUGGCCCGAAGGGGGCGCUCUCUCGGGGGUUCUCAGUCUCAGAUACUACUGGACCUGUCACUACGCACACACAGCCAAUUGAGCAGUGUGGAGUGUGUGCACCUGUGUGAUGCAGUAGGGCAGGCCAGGCAGUACUCCUACCACCUCAGACCCCACAGCGCUGGACAGGGCCGGGGGAAACACUGACGACUACACACACCCCCUGCAUGUGUACUUCGUGGCUCAGUUGGUAGAGCAUGGCGCUUCUACUGCUAGAGUACUGGGUUAGAUUCCCAGGACCAGCCAUAUGUGAAAUGUAUGUACGCGUGACUGAGUUGCUUUGGAUAUAAGCAUCUGCUAAAUGGCAUACACACAUAUGUGUGUUGUCUUGAAAUUACUUACCCAACUGCCUUAUCAUGGUGGAGUUAUUGGCCAGAUUGUAAACAGAGCAUCUAUAUACUGACAAGAGGUGGGCCCCAAUGGUGUAACUAUAGGAAUAUUUUUCUGCAGAGGUGGGAACUCUUUAGCCAAUGAGGGUGGGUUUGCAUGUGAAUAAUGCUGAUAUAACUGACUUCUCAGAGAUGCCGCAUGUGUCCACUUAUCAGUACAGUUGUAAUAAUAUACAUUUUGUAAUAUUUAGGUUAAGUCAAAUAAUCAGGCCAAGAACUCCUCCAUGGUUAAUACUGGGCACAGAGAGUACAAUCUGAGAGGAAGAGGCUAUGCAAGAACUCCUCCAUGGUUAAUACUGGGCACAGAGAGUACAAUCUGAGAGGAAGAGGCUAUGCAAGAACUCCUCCAUGGUUAAUACUGGGCACAGAGAGUACAAUCUGAGAGGAAGAGGCUAUGCAAGAACUCCUCCAUGGUUAAUACUGGGCACAGAGAGUACAAUCUGAUACAGCAUGACAC
Oncorhynchus keta (chum salmon) is the source of this 5492-nucleotide messenger RNA. Its product is annotated as inversin-like. NCBI's taxonomy places the organism in Eukaryota, Metazoa, Chordata, Actinopteri, Salmoniformes, Salmonidae. Gene Ontology annotation, molecular function: protein binding. Gene Ontology annotation, cellular component: ciliary inversin compartment. Gene Ontology annotation, biological process: protein localization to ciliary inversin compartment. The record is from RefSeq and is a predicted model, not a curated record.